Messenger RNA from Hibiscus syriacus, 741 nucleotides. Its product is annotated as auxin transporter protein 1-like. The record is from RefSeq and is a predicted model, not a curated record. The transcript has 4 exons. Bases 1 to 660 code for a protein of 219 amino acids. Lineage: Eukaryota; Viridiplantae; Streptophyta; Magnoliopsida; Malvales; Malvaceae.
AUGCCGGACGGUCUGUCAAGGCGGACAGGCAAACAACGCCGUCUCUUUAACCUCUUACUGGAUUUGAGAAUUGUUGAUGAAGAAAAACUGGGUUACAGGUCGAUUAAGUUAGUACUUAAUCAUUCUAAUGCCUUUUCGCUCCUUCCGCGUUCUGGGUGGCGGGAUGCUGCGGUCGUCUUAAUGUUAAUUCACCAGUUUAUUACAUUCGGGUUUGCGUGUAUGCCACUGUACUUUGUGUGGGAGAAAGUGGUGGGCAUGCAUGACACGAAGAGCAUAUGUUUGAGGGCGGCAUGCCGGUUACCGGUGGUGAUACCGAUAUGGUUCUUGGCAAUCAUAUUUCCUUUCUUCGGUCCCAUCAAUUCGGCUGUAGGAUCGCUUCUAGUCAGCUUCACUGUAUACAUCAUCCCUGCCUUGGCUCAUAUGCUCACUUAUAAAUCAGCCUCCGCUCGACAGAAUGCGGCCGAGAAGCCUCCUUUCUUCCUCCCUAGCUGGACGGCGGUUUAUGCAGUGAACACAUUUAUUGUGAUUUGGGUGUUCGUAGUUGGCUUCGGAUUGGGAGGUUGGGCUAGCAUGACGAAUUUCAUCGAGCAAGUCGAUACAUUCGGACUCUUUGCCAAGUGCUACCAAUGCCCUCCCUCGCACUCAUUGAAACAUCACUGAACUAGAACUCGGAUUUUAGACCAAACCAUUUCUUUUUGUUACAUAUAGCAAUCUUUUUAAGCAUGUAUCAUACUUUGGUCU